Molecule: messenger RNA, 2219 nt
Organism: Juglans microcarpa x Juglans regia
Lineage: Eukaryota; Viridiplantae; Streptophyta; Magnoliopsida; Fagales; Juglandaceae
Product: beta-glucuronosyltransferase GlcAT14A-like
Exons: 4
Coding region: 672-1865 (397 amino acids)
Cellular component (GO): membrane
Molecular function (GO): glucuronosyltransferase activity
Source: RefSeq, a predicted model, not a curated record
CACUUUCAAAACUUCUAUUUCCAGCAACUCCUAUGCCUGGAAGUAGAAAAGCUCCCAUUGCUCGAACACAUCACCAUCUCCUCUUCCCACCUUCCUCGCAUGUACGUGUGGAAACCACUCCACUGAUCCUAAAUUAAAUCAUGGAGCGUGCAAAUUCCUCGCCUCGAUGGAGGUUGUGAGAGAAUUAGCUGAGAACUGUUCAUAUACUACGCAAGCAAAGUGAGCUUUUCUUCUCUCUUUUUCCUGAGAUCAGACCGAAUCAGUACGCGAAGAAAGGAGAAGCGAAGCUCCAUUUUCUUCAAAUACCCAAAAAAUCUUAACCUAACGUUAUUACAGUCAGUCUGUCGCAUAGAGAUGGGUUAAAAUUGUAUGAGAAAAAGUAAGCUGAAAGAUUCGAAGCGAUAGAGGGGAAUGGAAGGAGAGACGAAGUAAAUGGUUUUUUGGAGAGAAAAAAUUGUCACUUUCUGAUCUAAUGUUCAGCACCCUCCAAAAACUCAGUGCCAAAUCCACAGAAACCGUGAUCCUCGCUGACCCAUUUCCCCAAACUCCCUCUGGACUCAAAUUCUGCCACACCACAUCACCGAAUCCUUGUUUUGACUCCCCCCCAUUAUCACUGCCCAGCUGAGAAAAGAAAACCCAGAACCGACGACGACAACAAGAAGCGCAUCACCAUGGGAGCUGAGAAGAAAUGGCUCUUCACGCUGUUUAUUGCGGCAUUACUGUCUCUUCUCCUUCUAUUGUUGCUCACGUCCCUCUCCUCCUUUAGCUCCCCAAAGCCCUUCCCUCCGGUCGUACAUCACGGUGCGCCCUACCCCCCUGCCUUCGCGUACUACAUCUCCGGAGGCCGCGGCGACGGGAACCGGAUUCUCCGCCUCCUGCUCGCCGUAUACCACCCGCGCAACCGCUACCUUUUGCACCUCGCGGUGGAGGCCUCCGACGAGGAGAGGCGCCGGUUAGUCGCGGCUGUCAGUGCCGUGCCAGCGAUUCAUGCUUUCGAAAAUGUGGACGUGGUCGGCAAGCCCGAUCGCCUUACAUACAUGGGCUCCUCAAAUGUGGCAACCACGCUGCACGCCGCGGCGAUACUGUUAAGAAUGGAUGUUGGGUGGAAUUGGUUUAUUACUUUGAGCGCAAUGGAUUACCCACUUCUGACUCAGGACGACCUGUCACAUGUGUUUUCUUCUAUCAGUAGAGACAUCAAUUUCAUUGAUCACACCAGUGACCUUGGAUGGAAAGAAUCUCAAAGGUUUGGCCCUAUUGUAGUCGACCCAGCUUUGUACUUGGCCAGGAGGAGUCAAAUUUUUCAUGCUACACAGAAGCGGCAAACACCUGAUGCUUUCAAAGUAUUUACAGGUUCUCCAUGGGUCAUCUUGAGCCGAUCUUUUCUGGAAUUUUGUGUACUUGGUUGGGAUAAUUUACCCCGAACACUUCUCAUGUAUUUUACUAAUGUAGUCUUGUCCCAAGAAGGAUACUUUCACUCUGCCAUUUGCAAUUCACCAGACUUUAUGAACACGACUGUGAACAGUGAUUUGAGAUUUAUGAUCUGGGAUAAUCCUCCAAAGAUGGAACCCCUCUUUCUCAAUAGCUCUGAUUUUGAACAAAUGGUCCAAAGUGGAGCCGCUUUUGCAAGACAAUUCCAGAAGGAUGACCCUGUGCUGAACAUGGUUGAUGCUAAGAUUCUCAGGCGUGGGCAUAAUCGAGCUGCCCCAGGGGCAUGGUGCUCUGGGCGGAGGAGCUGGUUGAUGGAUCCUUGCUCCCAGUGGGGUGAUGUCAAUGUCUUGAAGCCUGGGCCUCUAGCAAAGAAGUUUGAAGAGUCCAUCACAAAUAUACUUGACGACUUGAAUUCACAGAAAAAUCAAUGCAAAUGAAUCUGCUCGUGUUAAAUGGAGAUAUUUUGAUAUGAGGUGCAAUUCAUUCGCAUCUGAAUUUGUGACCGGUUAGAAAGACUGGCAUCAGUUGAGAUUGAUUCUUUAGACACAGCCUAAUUUGUUGGGAGUUCUGGGCAGAGGCAUCACUAGUGUUUAUUACCGGGUAUAGUUGAAGGCAAGCAAGUGAAUUCACUUUGGAGGGAGGGGGGGCUAGAAUUUAUUAUAGAGCUACCAAGUCUUUCAAGCAAUAAGUGGAUAUCCCACUUUGUGCUGCUAAUUACGGUUGUAUGUUCUACCUAUUAUCAUAUUGUAAUAGGCACCCUUUUGAAUGCUGACAGGAAAGUUCAUUGCUUC